AUGCCGCCUGCCGCCGCGACAGGCUCUGAGGAGGGUGCGUCGCCGCUGGCGCCGCCGUCCGAGGCUGCGCCCAGCGGCGACGCGGGGAAGGAGGGUCUGAGCUUCUUUCCCGGAGAGGACGACGUGCUCAACGUCGUUACGAAGGAAACAGACAUCGUGUACGAGCAAGAGCUUCAGCGCGACGUCUUUCAGGUCAAAGUCUGGGUCAGCUACCUGAACUCCAAAAAAGACUCGCCGCCCUACACCAGGUUCAUUCUGUACGAGCGCGCCCUGCGCGGCCUGCCGGGGAGUUACAAGCUUUGGUUCGCGUACCUGAAAGAGCGCGUGGCGGCGCUCGCCUCGCGCUGUCCGGUGGAGAGUUCGUCGCUUUUCGCGGAGACAAACAUCGUUUUCGAGCGUGCGCUGGUGCACCUGAGCCGCAUGCCCAAAAUCUGGCUGCUUUACGUCGAGUUCCUGCGGAAACAGAAGUGCAUAACGCAGACGCGCCGCGCCUUCGACCGCGCCCUCCAGAGCCUCGCCAUCACCCAGCAUGACCGCAUCUGGGAACACUACCUGGACUUCGUCAAAGAGGCGGGCGUGGUUGAGACGACGAUCCGCGUGUAUCGGCGCUGCGUGAUGCUUCUGCCUGAGAAAGUGGAGGACUUUAUCGCGUUCCUGCAGUCUCCCGAGGUGGCGCGCUACGACGAGGCGGCGUGUCUGCUCGCGGAAGUUGUCAACGACGAGAGUUGUCCGACGACAAAGACGCGGCACCAACUGUGGCUGGACCUCUGCGACCUCGUCUGCGCGCAUCCCCGCGAGAUCAAGGGCCUGCGCGCGGAGGCUGUGCUGCGAUCGGGCAUCGCGCGCUUCUCAGACCAGGUGGGGAAGCUCUGGUGUUCCCUGGCUUCACACUUUCUGCGCCUAGGGCAGCUCGAGAAGGCCCGCGACAUCUAUGAGGAGGCGCUGCGCGGCGUGCGGACGCUCCACGACCUCGCGCUCGUCUACGACGCCUUCGUGAACUUCGAGGAAACGCUUCUCGCCGCCAAAAUGCAGGAGAUGGAGCAGGCAGAGACCGAGGAGGCGCGCGAGAAGGACGCCCGCAGAGCCAAGAAGGGCGCUGGCGGGGGGAGCGGAGAGGGAAGGGACGCCGAGGGCGAUCAAGAGGAGGAAGCCCACCGCAAGCAGCGCCGGAGGGAACAGAAAAAAGAGAGAGAAGACGAGAUCGACUUCCUUAUGACUCGCCUGGAGCACCUCACGGAGCGACGCCCGAUCCUUGUCUCGAGCUGCAAACUGCGACAAAAUCCUCACAACGUCCACGAGUGGCUCGCCAGAGUCGACCUCUUUAAAGGCGACACAAACAAGCAAGUCGAGACGUUCAGCGAGGCGGUUGCGACGGUAGAUCCGCAGCAGGCUGUUGGCCGCGUCUCGGUGCUGUGGAUCGCCUUCGCGCGGUACUACGAAGACCGUGGAGACUUGCCGAGCGCGCGGCUGAUUUUCGAGAAAGCGACAAAUGCUGCGCUGCGCACUGUCGACGAGCUCGCAAGCAUCUGGUGCGAGGCCGUGGAGAUGGAGUUGCGCCACGAGGAGCGGCAACGCGCCCUCGAGCUCGUCCGCCGCGCCAUCAACAAACCGCGCGACGCCGAGCCCGACAGCGCGCAGGCGAAGCUCUUCCGCAGCGUCAAACUGUGGAGUCUCGCCGCGGACGUGGAGGAGAUGGUCGGCACCCCCGAGACGGUUCGCCUGUGCUACGACAAGAUGUUUCAACUCAAAGUCAUCACUCCGCAGUUGGUCACCAACUACGCACAUUUCUUGGAGGAACACCGCUUCUUCGAGGAGUCGUUCAAAGUCUACGAGCGCGGCAUCGCGGCCUUCUGCUGGCCUCACCUGAACGACCUGUGGCUCAUGUACCUGACGAAAUUCGUGUCGCGCUACGGAAGUUCAAAGCUGGAACGCGCCCGCGAGCUCUUCCAGCAAGCUACGUCCUCUGUUCCCCCGCAGUACGCGAAGCGGCUCUUUCUGCUCUACGCGAAGCUCGAAGAGGAGUUCGGCCUCGCCAAACACGCGCUCACGAUCUACCAGGCCGCCACCAAGGCCGUCACGCAGGCCGAAAAACUCGACAUGUACCUAAUCUACAUCGCCAGGACGACGGAGCUUCUCGGCAUUGCGAGGACGCGAAAGAUUUACGAAGAGGCGAUUGAAAACCUGCCCGAGAAAGACGCGCGCGACAUGUGCCUGCGCUACGCGGCCGUUGAAAAGGGCCUGGGAGAAGUCGAUCGGUGCCGCGCGAUUUAUGAGCACUGCUCACAGCUCUGCGACCCGACUCGAGACCCCGAAUUCUGGAAGUCUUGGAAGGAGUUCGAGGUGUCUCACGGCAACGAAGACACAUUCAAGGACAUGCUUCGCAUCAAGCGCAGCGUCCAGGCUCAGUACAGCCAGGCUCAUCUGAACGUCACCGAGUUAGCGCAGACAGAUCUCUCGGAGUCGCCGCUGAAUCCGCUGGCGGCUGCGGAGAAGCAGCUGAAGGAGGAAGAAGAAGCGCGAAAGAAACUCGAGAUGCGCGAAAAGGCGCUAGAGGAACAACUCUACCUGAAGAAGAAGAAGGAAACCGACGACGCGGAGCUCGCGCAGGCCGAAGAGGAAUUCCGCAGGGUCCAAGACUUGCGCGCGCGGGCGCGCAUGUUGGCUUCGCUUCCGCCAGAUGCGCCUUUCUUCGUCUCCCUCUCGUCGUUCCAGGGCGCGCGGCCGGGCUAUCUUUUCCAUCGUGGGUCGCAAGGCAUGGGGUAUUACCUGGACGAGAGGCAAGUCGGCGCCGACUUCGUUUCUGAGCGUGAGAAGGCGUUCGUCACCGAGGCGCGCGAGGGCGGCGGGCGGCGGCGAGAGCGCGAAGAGGCGAGCGGCGGCGAGCCCGGCGGAGAGGAAGUCGGCAUCAAUCUGGAAGAGUACGUGCCUGGUGAAGUGUUGGGCAGACUGGCGUCCGAGGCGAAGAAAAUGCGUACAAAGAAGGAGUAA
Molecule: messenger RNA, 2988 nt
Organism: Besnoitia besnoiti
Lineage: Eukaryota; Apicomplexa; Conoidasida; Eucoccidiorida; Sarcocystidae
Product: XPA binding protein 2 family protein
Exons: 11
Coding region: 1-2988 (995 amino acids)
Biological process (GO): mRNA splicing, via spliceosome; generation of catalytic spliceosome for first transesterification step
Cellular component (GO): nucleus; post-mRNA release spliceosomal complex; U2-type catalytic step 2 spliceosome
Molecular function (GO): protein binding
Source: RefSeq, a predicted model, not a curated record